This is a messenger RNA of Notechis scutatus (mainland tiger snake), 1265 nucleotides long. The record is from RefSeq and is a predicted model, not a curated record. NCBI's taxonomy places the organism in Eukaryota, Metazoa, Chordata, Lepidosauria, Squamata, Elapidae.
GCUUUCGUGUCUCUUUCGAUGAGUCCCUCUGAGAGGUGGGCUGGUUGAACACGCCUGAAUGGAGAAGUGAAGUGCUAAAGAAGCUGACGAUGGAACUGAGCUGGCUGGUCGAAGGGAUCGUGCUAUUAGCGACUGCAGGGCUGGCUCUGAACUAUGUCUUUCUGGUUGCACUGAGGUAUGUUAAAAAGUAUGGUAGUGACAAAGUGAGAGUGCUCACUCUAGUGAGGAAUCGUGGAAAGGGAGCAGCUGUUAGAAUGGGUGUAUUUUAUUCACGAGGAAAAAGAAUAUUGAUGGCAGAUGCUGAUGGAGCUACAAAAUUUAAAGAUAUUGAAAAAGUAGAAAAAGGUCUUGAGAGUCUCCAACCCUGGCCUGAAAUGAUGGCUAUUGCCUGUGGUUCACGUGCUCACUUAGAGAAAGAUUCCAUAGCACAGCGUUCAUACUUCCGAACCUUUCUAAUGCAUGGAUUCCACUUUCUAGUCAGAUUCCUUUGUGUUAAGGAUAUCAGAGACACGCAGUGUGGUUUUAAACUCUUGACCAGGGAGGCUGCUUCUCGAACUUUUUCAGUUCUUCAUAUAGAACGUUGGGCUUUUGAUGUGGAACUUCUUUACAUAGCUCAAAGUUUUAAAAUCCCAAUAUCAGAGAUUGCUGUCAAUUGGACAGAAAUUGAAGGUUCUAAGUUGGUUCCCUUCUGGAGUUGGUUGCAGAUGGGAAGGGACCUGCUUUUUAUACGACUACGAUACCUGACAGGUGCUUGGAAACUUGACACCACAAAAUGGAAUUAAUGUAUUCAUCACCAAAGGAUUGUUUUGAUAAAUAUAUAUAUGGUUUUUUUUCAACAGUAUAAAUUAAAGAGAGAAAUGGAUCAUACAUUUCAAUUUUUUUCUGAAUUUUCUUCAAUGGUCAAAAAUACAGCUUUUUUUCAGUCUUUUUCCUUUCAAAUAUUGAAAUCAAUCUUUUUCAAACUUUUGUUUUCCAUUUGUACAAAAUAUAGUUGGAAAUUGAAUUUUAGAAAAUGGCAUUUCACUCUGGAUUGCUAUUUUCUACAAAAUCUACAAAAUAUUUUCUACAAAAAAGCAAAUAUAACCAUAGAAAUAUGUGUAUAAAUAAUAGCAUCAUAGCAAUAAUAGCAUAAAUAAUAGCAUCAGUUUCUGAAAGUACUGUAAUACUGUACAGAAGUUAUUGCAGUCAGUUAUUUUGCAAUUCCUUGAUUUUUGCAAAAGAAUAUUCAGAAAUUGAAGUUUUCCAUUAAAUUCAAUAUAAAAUUG